AUGGCGCAGCAGACCAUCGAGGCCCACCGCCCCGGCGCGGAGAUCUACACGGGCGACGACCUCUGCCGCCAGAAGGCCAUCGACCUCCUCGAGGAACUCAACCUCCCCAGGGGCCUCCUCCCCAUUGAGAACGUCGAGGAGAUCGGCAUCAACCGUCAGACCGGCUUCGUGUGGCUCCGCCAGAAGAAGGCCCUCAACUACACCUUCCGCAAGGCCGGCCGCCUCGUCUCCUACGGCGCCGAGGUCACGGGCUUCGUGGAGGACCGCCGCAUGCGGCGGGUGACGGGGGUGAAGUCCAGGGAGAUGCUCGUCUGGAUCCCGCUGGGAGAGUUCUUUGUGAACCCCAAGGACUCCACCAAGAUCACCUUCAGGACGCCCGCGGGACUCUCGAAGACCUACCCGGCCUCGGCCUUCGAGCUCGAGGAGCAGGGAAACCAGAGAUUAACUGCGUAG
Messenger RNA from Spirodela intermedia, 453 nucleotides. NCBI's taxonomy places the organism in Eukaryota, Viridiplantae, Streptophyta, Magnoliopsida, Alismatales, Araceae. The record is from the annotation of a GenBank genome assembly.